AUGGGUUCAAGAACUGCUUACGAAAGUGCAACUAGCGGUGAUGGAUCGACGGGACGGGCUUCAGGCUCAGCGCGGAACAAUUCUAAAAUUGAUUCAGGAUCUGAUGAUGAUGAAUCUGAUGCUCUUUUGGCUGAAAAAAGAAGGAAUAAAGGUUCUGGGAAAGCGGUUUCGAAGAGGGGUCGCAAUCCUGAAAGGACUCCGCUGUUAUCUGGGAGGAGUCAAAGAUCUCUGCAUGGAGGGUCUGCUGAUAACACGAGCGAUAAUUUUAGAUGUUCUACAAGUUCAGAAGACGAAGAGAACGCUAUAUUUUCUUAUGAAAAAUACGGUUCGUUCGGCGGUGAAGAAUUUAAGACUGCUGUAACUGAAGCAGCACGAGCGAUUCAUAAAGGGAUUUUUCCAGAGCGAAUUCGUCAGGGCUCCUCUGGAUCGUAUUUUGUUCUCAACUGCAAAAAGGAAAAGGUGGGCGUAUUUAAACCAAAAAACGAAGAACCAUAUGGCCAUUUGAAUCCUAAGUGGGUUAAGUGGAUACAUCGUAUAUUUUUUCCUUGCUGCUUUGGACGCUCAUGUUUAUUACCGAAUCAGAGUGGUCUUGGUCAUCCUUAA
This is a messenger RNA of Enterobius vermicularis (human pinworm), 603 nucleotides long. The record is from the annotation of a GenBank genome assembly. Lineage: Eukaryota; Metazoa; Nematoda; Chromadorea; Rhabditida; Oxyuridae.